Molecule: messenger RNA, 1928 nt
Organism: Pangasianodon hypophthalmus (striped catfish)
Lineage: Eukaryota; Metazoa; Chordata; Actinopteri; Siluriformes; Pangasiidae
Gene: slc46a1
Product: solute carrier family 46 member 1
Exons: 6
Coding region: 184-1626 (480 amino acids)
Biological process (GO): transmembrane transport
Cellular component (GO): plasma membrane
Molecular function (GO): transmembrane transporter activity
Source: RefSeq, a predicted model, not a curated record
CGAUUAUCACGUGACCUGACAAAGUACAACUGACAACACAGAGCUUAUAACAGCUGGAGUGUGCAGCUACAGAGAGAAACUUUAACUUUAAAAGGAGUUAAGAAUGGCUGGAUUAAAAUUAGUAUGACGCUUUACUAAACGGACAUUUGUAGGUAAAGUGUUGAAUGGUUGCGGUGUGUAAUCAUGGAGGAAGAGUCGGACACGAGAGAAAUCCUGUCGGCAGACCCGCGGAGGCCGCUGGACGAGCAGGACGCGGCGGGAAGACGCUGUGGCUGUUCCGGGGCUCCGCCGUUCGCAUGUCCGCUUUCAGUGACUGUCGAGCCCGUGCUCUUCCUCUCCACGUUCUCUCUGGCACUGCAGAUGCCUCUUUACACGCAGUACCUCUGGGAACGCAUUAGCGAGGAUGUGGGCUAUAACGGUACAAGAGGAGGAGGAGGAUGUGGUAAUUCAUCUGCUGAGCACGACCCGCUCCAGAAGGAGGUGGAAGCUCUAACUGCACACUGGAACUUGUACAUCAAUCUGGGAGGUUUUCUUGUGGGCCUCUUCAUUGUGAUCCUGAUCGGCUCGUGGAGUGACCGAGCUGGACGGCGUCUUGUCUUGAUUCUUCCCAGUUUAGGCCUGGCUGUCCAGGCUACUGUCUACCUGACUGUCAUGUACCUGAAACUGCCUGUGGCCUGGUUCCUAUUGGGACGAAUCUGCAGUGGCCUGUCUGGGGAUUUCAAUGCCAUUCUGGCUGGCUGCUUCGCUUAUAUGGCCGACAUCAGUGACAAGAGUUCUCGCACGUUUCGUGUGGCGAUACUGGAGGCAUGUCUGGGGGUCGCUGGCAUGUUUGCAAGCAUAAUUGGGGGCAAAUGGCGACAUGCACAAGGGUAUAUCAACCCUUUCUGGCUUGUGCUGGCCACAAACCUGGCCACGGCCCUGUAUGCUUAUCUCUUUGUACCCGAGUCAGUGACUCCUGACCCUGGGGCAAGGCUCUUCUCCACCCAGCACCUCAGAGCUGUCUAUAAUUUGUAUACAUCUGGAGGACAGAGAGGAUACAGGACCAGACUCUGGUUCUACACCCUCUGCUUCUUCCUGGUGGUCACCGUGCAUUUCGGCUCACGGGAGCUGUACGUGCUCUAUGAGCUGAGCACACCUCUGUGCUGGGACUCUGAGCUGAUUGGGUAUGGCUCGGCUGCUCAGCACAUGGCCUACCUCACCAGCCUGCUAGGCCUGAGGGUCUUACAGCACUGCCUCGAUGACUCCUGUGUGGCCAUCCUUGGCUUGGUGUCCAACAUAGCUGGCUUGGUGGUGUUUUCAGUUGCAAAUACAACAGGUCUCAUGUUCACAGGAUAUGGCCUGUGUUUUCUCCUUAUGGCCUCCACCCCAGUCCUGAGAUCCAAACUGUCCAAACUAGUGGACCCCUCAGAGCAAGGUGCUCUCUUCGCCUCGGUGGCUUGUGUAGAGGGUCUGUGCUCACUGGUGGCCAGCGGAGUCUUUAACUCGAUCUACCCCGCCACCUUACACGUGAUGAAGGGCUUUCCUUUCCUCUUUGGAGCCAUACUCCUUCUCUUUCCUGCUGGAAUAAUUGGGGCCCUGUGGUACAGAGAGAAGAGGAUGAACAAUGGAGAAACUGCAGUGAACUGAUGCUGGCUGUGCAAAAUCUUUGACAUUGAAAAGGAGGCCAAAAGACAACCAUCUCAGUCCCAGACUCUGUUUUCUGUAAACCUGAAGCAUUGAGAUUACACAACCAGUGGUUGUAGACACAUCUGUUUACUGUUGACUAUAUUUUGAUCUUGUUUUUUCAGUAGAAAUCCCAUGAAGUGUGAUAUGAAAGGAUAAUAGGUAUUUUAACCGUAUUAACAGUUAAAAAAUUAAGUGUAACUUUUGAUAUUUGGUACUUUUUGAGCAGCUGCAUGUCUAAUAAAAGGCUACAGGAUUUCGAUAAA